UGUGAUGUCAACGACGACACCGAAUAUCAGAUCCUUGAGGGCAACCAAGGUGAUUGUUAUACCUUCGACUCAAGCAUGCCCGGCGUAAGCUGCGGCCAUUACAUUCGCGGCGGUAUCGAGAACAAGGGCUGUUCCGGAAUGUUCAAGGCUACAUCGGUCUGGACAAAGGAAAACUCUAAUUGCAAGUUCUAUGCAUACACCGACUGCAGAGACUACGGAACCCAGAGGGAGAAUGGAGAGUGCCUUAACACAAGAGAGUUGCUUGCCUUCAACCCCGACGUUGAUUCUUGGGAGUACAUUGCGUCUUUUCGAUGCGUAAGCUAAUAAUGAAAGACUGGGGAACAAGAAUUUUGCUAACGUGAGGGUAACAGCAAAACACUGAGUAGAAGGCCGACAUGCGGGAUAUGGCCAGAG
Molecule: messenger RNA, 414 nt
Organism: Fusarium redolens
Lineage: Eukaryota; Fungi; Ascomycota; Sordariomycetes; Hypocreales; Nectriaceae
Exons: 1
Coding region: 76-324 (82 amino acids)
Source: RefSeq, a predicted model, not a curated record